UUCAUUUCACUACUAGUGGUAUAAAGUUGCGUUAAUUCAUAAUUGAAUACUCAAAAGCAGAUAUUAUUUGCCUAAAAAGCAUCUAAUAGCACUCACUCACUCUCACACUGUGCUCUCUCUUUCUCUCAGAAACAACGCUACCGAAAAUCGAAAACCGAAAACCCUCUCAUGACGACGUCGUUUGCAGCAGCGGCGCUCAGAGACCCUAAGCUUCAGAUCCCAACCUACCAUGGCUUACGCUCUUCCUCCGCCGCAUCUUCUCUCUCCCGCAAUGCUCUCUCCAUCCCUUCAUCCACUCGCUCCUCCUCCCUCAUACGCGCUGUUUCCACUCCUGCAAAGUCUGAAACAGUUACUGAGAAGAGGAGCAAGGUUGAGAUAUUCAAGGAACAGAGCAAUUUCAUAAGGUAUCCUCUUAACGAGGAUAUGUUGAAUGAUGCGCCGAAUUUAAGCGAAGCUGCAACUCAGUUGAUCAAGUUUCAUGGUAGUUAUCAACAGUACAACAGAGACGAGCGUGGUUCGAGAACCUAUUCGUUUAUGAUACGGACUAAGAACCCUUGCGGGAAAGUUUCGAAUCAGCUUUACUUGACUAUGGAUGAUCUUGCUGAUCAGUUUGGAAUUGGGACGCUUAGAUUGACUACUAGACAGACGUUUCAGCUGCACGGUGUUGUUAAGAAGGAUCUUAAGACGGUUAUGGGUUCUAUUAUUAGAAAUAUGGGGUCGAGUUUAGGUGCGUGUGGUGAUCUUAAUAGAAAUGUGCUUGCUCCUGCUGCUCCGAUUGUGAGGAAGGAUUAUCUCUUUGCUCAGGAAACUGCAGAGAAUAUUGCUGCACUGUUGACUCCUCAAUCUGGUUUUUAUUAUGAUGUUUGGGUAGAUGGGGAAAGAUUUAUGUCAGCAGAACCGCCUGAGGUAGUUCAGGCACGAAAUGAUAAUUCUCAUGGUACAAACUUCACGGAUUCACCUGAGCCCAUAUAUGGAACUCAGUUCUUGCCAAGGAAAUUCAAAAUUGCAGUUACCGUGCCAACUGAUAACUCUGUGGAUAUUCUCACAAAUGAUAUUGGUGUUGUUGUUGUUACUGGUGAUGAUGGGGAGCCUCAAGGAUUCAAUCUUUAUGUUGGUGGGGGGAUGGGAAGAACACACAGGAUGGAAACCACUUUUCCCCGCUUGGCUGAACCAUUGGGUUACGUGCCAAAAGAGGAUAUUUUGUAUGCAGUGAAAGCAAUUGUUGUUACACAACGAGAAAACGGGAGAAGAGAUGACCGCAGGUAUAGUAGAUUGAAAUAUCUGAUCGACUCUUGGGGAAUAGAUAAGUUCAGAAAUGAAGUCGAGCAAUAUUAUGGCAAGAAGUUUGAACCUUUCCGCAGCUUGCCAGAAUGGGAAUUCAAAAGUUAUCUUGGAUGGCAUCAGCAGGGCGAUGGUGGUUUAUAUUGUGGGCUUCAUGUUGACAAUGGUCGUAUUGCUGGAAAAAUGAAAACGGCAUUGAGGGAGGUUAUUGAGAAGUAUCAUUUGAAUGUUAGAUUAACUCCAAAUCAGAACAUCAUAUUGACUGAUAUUCGAGCUGCAUGGAAACGUCCCAUCACAACCAUUCUUUCUCAGGCUGGUCUGCUGCAACCUAGGUAUGUAGAUCCCCUUAAUAUAACGGCUAUGGCAUGCCCUGCUUUCCCAUUAUGUCCCCUGGCAAUUACUGAAGCUGAACGUGGAAUACCAAGUAUUCUUAAGCGGAUCCGUGACAUGUUUGAGAAGGUUGGUCUGAAGUAUAAUGAAUCUGUGGUUGUAAGGAUAACUGGCUGUCCUAAUGGUUGUGCUAGACCAUAUAUGGCUGAACUUGGACUGGUUGGUGACGGCCCAAAUAGCUACCAGGUUUGGCUUGGAGGCAGCAGUAACCAAACAUCAAUAGCGCGGAGUUUCAUGGACAAGGUGAAGCUUCAAGACCUUGAAAAAGUUUUGGAGCCAUUGUUUUAUCAUUGGAAGCAAAAGCGUAAUUCUAAAGAAUCAUUUGGCGACUUUACAGUUCGACUGGGAUUUGAGAAGCUUAAAGAAUUCAUUGAGAAAUGGGAGGGUCCAGUAGUAGCACCAACAGCACGCCACAACCUGAAGCUUUUUACCGAUAAAGAGACAUACGAAGCAAUGGAUGGGUUAGCUAAGCUUCAAAACAAAAAUGCUCAUCAGUUGGCCAUGGAAGUUGUCCGCAAUUAUAUUGCUUCCAACCAAAAUGGAAAAGGUGAAACAUUUAAUUGAUUAGGCCAUUGAAGAUGUAUGUGAUGUUGCAUUUUGGUUGACUGGGAAUGGCUACUGAGCAAAACUCUCAGUACUGUUACUGUGUGGUAACCCUGAGGAUAGACUGAAUUAAUGUUUGGUUUUUCGUUACUUUUUUGUAUAAAACAAGCUUUCAGCUAGAGUCUUUUGGUACUUUAUUUUCAUUUAGAGCUUUUUUGAAGACAGAAAUAAGCCUCUAUUUCUUUUUGAGUUUGCACAACGUCGGGUAUUUCUUCAAUUAUUCCUGUUUGGUA
Molecule: messenger RNA, 2507 nt
Organism: Vicia villosa (hairy vetch)
Lineage: Eukaryota; Viridiplantae; Streptophyta; Magnoliopsida; Fabales; Fabaceae
Product: sulfite reductase [ferredoxin], chloroplastic
Exons: 8
Coding region: 169-2235 (688 amino acids)
Biological process (GO): sulfate assimilation
Cellular component (GO): sulfite reductase complex (NADPH); chloroplast stroma
Molecular function (GO): sulfite reductase (ferredoxin) activity; 4 iron, 4 sulfur cluster binding; heme binding
Source: RefSeq, a predicted model, not a curated record